AAGUCAGCCAAGAUUGCGUAACUGGGAAAAGUGAAAGCACCGAAAAAACAUGUUUUAUGCGGUCAUCUGGAUUUUCUGUGCCACCCUCUUGGCAAUCUUGUUUGGAGGAGUUCGAAAGCCAAAGAGAUUUCCGCCAGGACCUCGUUGGUAUCCCAUAGUGGGAAGUGCCCUGCAGGUUUCGCAGCUGCGGUGUCGUCUUGGAAUGUUUUGCAAAGUGAUCGAUGUAUUUGCCAAGCAAUAUGUGAAUCCUUAUGGUUUCUUUGGCCUAAAGAUUGGCAAGGAUAAGGUGGUGAUAGCCUAUACGAAUUUGGCAAUUAGUGAAAUGAUGACUAAUGAGGAUAUCGAUGGCCGACCCGAUGGUAUAUUCUAUCGCCUAAGGACCUUCAAUUCCCGAUUGGGAGUUCUUUUAACCGAUGGUGAAAUGUGGGUGGAGCAGCGAAGGUUUAUCCUGAGGCACUUGAAGAAUUUCGGCUUUGCCAGAAGUGGCAUGAUGGAUAUUGUCCACAAUGAGGCGACCUGUUUGCUGCAGGAUCUUAAGGACCAAGUGGCAAAGACUGGAGGAAAGCAGGCGCGUAUUGAGAUGCACGAUCUGACCAGUGUUUAUGUUUUGAACACCCUCUGGUGCAUGCUGAGUGGCAGGAGAUAUGAACCUGGUUCUCCAGAGAUCACGGAACUACUGGAGACCUUUUUUGAGCUCUUUAAAAACAUUGAUAUGGUGGGUGCUCUAUUCAGUCACUUUCCUCUACUUCGAUUCAUUGCUCCGGACUUUUCUGGAUAUAAUGGUUUUGUGGAAAGCCAUCGAUCUUUGUAUUCCUUUAUGAGCAAGGAGAUCGAGCUGCACCGUUUGACUUACAAGAACUACGAUGAGCCCAGGGAUCUGAUGGAUUCUUAUCUUCGUGCCCAGGAGGAGGGGAAUGAUGAGAAAGGCAUGUUCAGUGAUGAGAGCUUGUUGGCCAUUUGCUUGGACAUGUUUUUGGCCGGUUCUGAGACCACCAAUAAAAGUCUCGGUUUCUGUUUCAUGCACUUGGUACUGCAGCCUGAAAUCCAGGAGCGGGCCUUCCAGGAAAUCAAGGAGGUUGUAGGUCUGGAGCGCAUACCCGAGUGGUCCAGGGACCGCUCUAAGUUGCCGUAUUGCGAGGCCAUCACUUUGGAGGCGGUCAGGAUGUUUAUGCUCCACACUUUCGGUAUUCCGCACCGUGCUGUUUGCGAUACUCGCUUGUCGGGAUAUGAAAUUCCUAAGGACACCAUGGUUAUAGCCUGCUUCAGGGGAAUGCUUAUCAACCCAGUGGACUUUCCUGAUCCGGAGGCAUUCGAUCCUGAAAGAUUUCUCUUCGAUGGACACUUGAAAUUACCGGAAGCUUUCAAUCCAUUCGGUUUUGGACGUCAUCGCUGCAUGGGAGAUUUGUUGGGGAGGCAGAAUCUUUUUAUGUUUAUGACCACAGUGCUGCAGAACUUUAAAAUGGUGUCCAUUCCUGGUCAGCUGCCGGAGGAAGAACCUCUCGAAGGAGCCACUGCUGCAGUAAAGCCAUAUGACAUCAUGUUGGUAGCUAGAGAGGAAUAACAACGAUAUAAUGUAAACCUAAUUUCUUAAUUUAAACUUACCUCGUCAUGGAUUAAGGUGUACAAAGUCAAUGAAAUAUGCUACCAUUUUUGUUUAAAUUUCAAAUAAAUUGUUAAGAGAUUUCCAUUUGUUUUUUUUUAAUUGAUUAAUAUCAA
Molecule: messenger RNA, 1716 nt
Organism: Drosophila rhopaloa
Lineage: Eukaryota; Metazoa; Arthropoda; Insecta; Diptera; Drosophilidae
Gene: Cyp303a1
Product: probable cytochrome P450 303a1
Exons: 1
Coding region: 50-1561 (503 amino acids)
Molecular function (GO): iron ion binding; heme binding; oxidoreductase activity, acting on paired donors, with incorporation or reduction of molecular oxygen
Source: RefSeq, a predicted model, not a curated record